Messenger RNA from Harmonia axyridis, 2084 nucleotides. Its product is annotated as dynein regulatory complex subunit 3-like. Bases 68 to 2011 code for a protein of 647 amino acids. Gene Ontology annotation, molecular function: protein binding. The transcript is spliced from 8 exons. The record is from RefSeq and is a predicted model, not a curated record. NCBI's taxonomy places the organism in Eukaryota, Metazoa, Arthropoda, Insecta, Coleoptera, Coccinellidae.
GAAUAUGUCAAUUGAGAUGUUAAAAACAUCUUAAUGUCAAUAUUAUCAUAAGGAUCGUUUAAAAAAAAUGUCAACUGAUUCCUUGAGCGACAGCGAAGAUGAAGGAUAUAGGGAUUGGGGAAAGUUCCUCAAAAAUCGUAUUUGCGAAGACGAUCUGCCAGGGAUAAUAAAUAAUAAACUACUAGAGGAUAUUUUACAUAAACAAAUGGAAGGAAGUGAGAUCGGAAGACUAAUGCUUGAGGAUGGCAUAAGUUUCGAAAAAGUUACCGAAAUAAGAAUUGAGUUUUGUAAUAUACUUCGAAUUGAUCACAUAUGGAUGAUGAAAAAUUUGAAAACAUUGAAAAUGGACAACAAUUACAUAGAAAAAAUUGAGAAUUUAGAAAGCCUCACCCAACUCAUAGAGUUGGAUCUAUCUUUCAAUAAAAUAACCAAAAUAGAAAAUUUAGAUAGCCUGAUCAAUCUGAGAAAGCUAUCUUUGUUUGACAAUGCAAUUAGUAAAAUAGAAAACUUGGAUAAACUAAAACAACUCACAAUCUUCAGCAUAGGUAAAAACUUCAUAUCUGAUUGGAAAGAUAUUGUCUAUCUGAGAAGAUUGCCUCAGUUACGAUCUCUCAAUAUGGCCGAAAAUUCUUGCUGCGCAGAGAAGGAUUUCAAGUAUUACGUUGCGACUUACUUGCCUAAUCUGGAAUACUACGAAUAUCGAUAUAUUACAAAAAUUGAGAGACAAAUUGGCGAUGACAUAUUCCAUGAUGAUUAUCUCAUGAUGCUAGAAGAAGAAAAAGUUGAACUCGAAACGAAAUACAAUCUUGAAAGAGAAGAAUACGAAGGCCGGAUGAACGCCAAAAGCUUUGUUGAAUAUUUGAACACACGCAAAUUUUUCGAUUCUCUUUUCGAGAAUGACCCAGAAGGAUCAGCUCUCUUGCUUAUUGGGGGCGACGUUACAAACUUGUACGUCAGUUACGAGGAAAAUAUUGUUGGUCUGUGCAAAGAUAUUUUUAAGAUGGGUCAAGAACAAUAUUCAAUAAGAAAUGAUAACUACAAUGAAUUCAACCAGAGCGUCAAAUCAAUACAGAAACAGAAUCAGGAUGAAGGAAUUGCCAUUAUGGAAUCUUUUCUGGAAGAGAAAACAAAAAUAUUCGAUGAGUUGAAAGAUGUUCGAUGGCAGUUCAACGAUCUAGAUAAUUGGGAAUCACCAAGAAAAAUAAUCAGAGAAUUCAAACAUAAAUUUGAAGAAAUUUUUGAAUCAACAUGGAAGUCUUUGAUGAAACUAGAAGCAGUAUUUAAUGAGCAAAUAAUGGAGUUGAAUGAAACUUACGAACAGGUUCUAACAGAGAUGAUCAACAAUUUCGUAGAACAUGCUCAGGGAAUGUUUGUUACAAUGAGGGAAGUUGUGACCGACUUCAAUGACAAUCUCCAACAAAUUGCUCCGACGUACUACGCUACAGUGGUUUUAGAAGAGGAGGAAGCAGAAAAGGACAGAAUCGAAGCACUGAAGAAGAAAAAAGAGGAAGAAGAGGCUCGAAAGAAAGCUGAAGCCAAAGCUGCCAAAACUGGUAAAAAUAAAACUGAAGUAUUAAACGAUGCCGUUGACGAAAUUGGGAUCCAGAAAGAUCAGCUAUCUCAAAUUAAUGAUAUGGAGCCAGAGGCAACACCCAGGGAGAGAGUACCAUCAAAAUUGAGACCUUACGUUAAAGACAGAGAAACACUGGUGAAUGCAUUGGCUAGUUCCAGAGACGUUCACUUGUUAUUUGUCGAUAAUAGGGAAGAUUUACUUGUCUCAAGAGCAAGAGAAUGGCUACAGGAAACGAUAAAAGUUAUGAACGCGAAAGAAAUAACGAGGAAUCGUGAUAAAAUUUUAGAAAUAACGCAUUUCCUGAAAGUCCAGCAUAGAGAAUUCGAACAAUUACUGCACGAAUUACUGAGUGAUUCAGAGCUUUCGCUGCCUACAGAUGAUGUUCCAGUGGGAACCUCCAGCUAUAUGCUGUUUACACAGAACAUGGAAAACGAGUGAUGAAUUUUGAUAAUCAUAUAUGCAUAGUUUUAAGAUUUAUGUUCUUCAUUUUUCAAUAAAAUAUAAUGACGAA